AUGAGCACCGCUGCGGCCUUCGGCGACCUGCGCCUGCUGCCCGUGGACUACCACCGCCAGGUGGCGCGCGAGCUGGCCGCCUUCUUCCACUCCUUCUACCGCUUCGGCGCCGCCUCCAGCCGCUUCGACCUGCGCGACGAGGUGUACCUGGACUUCCUGCACAACGUGAUCUUCGGCUCGCUCUGCAUCGGCGCCGUCGUCUUCCUCGUGCUCUGCGCCAUCGUCGUGCGGCGCUGCAUCCUGCACAUCCGCAGCGCCUAUGUGCGACGUACAUCGAUGGACUCCACGUCCGUGGAGCUGCUGGCCGUGGGACUGCUGACCUUCCUGGCUAUCAGUGCGCUGGGGGGACUGCUGGGAGAGGCCCAGGUGGACUACAGCGCCGGCGUCGUGCUGGACACCAUGACCAACACCAGCGACCUGUUCCAAAACGCCCAAGCGCUCACCUCCCAGAGUCUGGAGACGAGCAGCGCCCUGCGCGUCAAUGCUGACGACCUCAUCACGUCCUUCAACGACAGCGAGCUACCGGCCGACGCCUUUAGGAUGUCGGUGGAGGCGCUGCGCCUGGUGCACGCGUCCAAGGAGCUCUGGAACCAGACGGACCUGCUGCUGCCCAAGAACUUUUCGGGGCUCGCCAAGGACUGGGAGUUCAGCUACUUCGUGCUCAAGUCGUCGACCAACGGCGCCAUUCUAGCGGUGACGCUGGCCAGCUUCCUGUCCAUCGCGUCCGUCGGCUGGGCCAUGGUCUCGCCUCUGAGGGUCUCGAUCAUGGUCAUUCUGAGCGUCGUGCCCAUUUCGCAUACGCUGAUCGGCGCGUACCUGUCGUCGACGAUCAUGACGGCGGACUUCUGUGCCGCCCCGAUGAACAACACGCUCAAGCUCGUGGGCUCGACGCCUGUUGUGAACUACUACGUCGAGUGUCCAGCAAACGUGUCGCUGCCCUUUGCUGAGGCGCUGGAUAGCCUGGAGCGCAAUGCGUCGCACCAGGGAGACAUCGGCCAGCGCAUGAAGAAGGAGUUCCUGGACCCCAUCGGCAAGCAGCUGGACAGCGAGGACAACCUCCUCAACCAGUUUGCAGCCUCGCAGACCUGCAAGAACGUGUCGAGCGCGUUCGAGUACGCCGCCACCACGUACUGCGAGUACGGCAUGCUGGGCUUCUUCUCCAUGUGGGUGCACCAGAUUUUGUUGUGCCUGAUCCUGUUCGUGUGCGUGGUCGUGUCCGUGCUGGUCUACGAGCGCGUCCACAUCCGCGAGAUCCGUCUGGACGUGCGCUACCAGCUUCUCUCCAGCUACGAAGAGGACGACGUGGAGCACGUUUACUUGUCGUCGGACUAA
This is a messenger RNA of Phytophthora sojae, 1332 nucleotides long. RefSeq lists its product as hypothetical. The record is from RefSeq and is a predicted model, not a curated record. The transcript is spliced from 3 exons. Bases 1 to 1332 code for a protein of 443 amino acids. Gene Ontology annotation, molecular function: volume-sensitive chloride channel activity; intracellularly calcium-gated chloride channel activity. Lineage: Eukaryota; Oomycota; Peronosporomycetes; Peronosporales; Peronosporaceae. Gene Ontology annotation, cellular component: plasma membrane.